CCGUCAAAUUAUUUUGAGCAGCUACAAUAGUAGCCCCAGAAAAUUCUUUUGUGAAAAUCAAAGUAUAAUUUUUUAAAAACUCCAGGCUAGUUCCAAAUUGUUAAAAACAUACAAGUUUAAGAAUAUUUAGCAAUUACGGCACUGCGAUUAAUUUCGAGCUAAGAUUUACAAAUUAAAAUUUGUCAACAAAAAAAUAGCAAAUCGAGAUGCCUAUUACACUGCAAUCAUCGGACGAUGAAAAAUUCGAGACCGACGUACAAAUCGCAAAAUGUUCGGGGACAAUAAAGACAAUGUUGGAGGAUUGUGGCAUGGAUGAUAGCGAAAACGCCACUGUUCCACUACCCAAUGUCAAUUCCGCCAUACUACGUAAAGUACUUACCUGGGCAACUUAUCACAAAGACGAUCCACAACCAACCGAAGAUGACGAAAACAAAGAAAAACGUACCGAUGAUAUCUCCUCUUGGGAUGCAGACUUUUUAAAAGUUGAUCAGGGUACACUAUUCGAAUUAAUUUUAGCCGCAAAUUACUUGGAUAUAAAGGGAUUACUAGAUGUGACCUGCAAAACUGUGGCCAAUAUGAUCAAAGGCAAAACACCAGAAGAGAUACGCAAAACUUUCAAUAUCAAAAACGAUUUCACACCAGCCGAGGAGGAGCAAGUGCGUAAGGAGAAUGAAUGGUGCGAGGAAAAGUAAAUUGCCCAAGUGUUUUAUAAAAAACUGAAGAAGCACGUUUUAGCUCUCACUCGUGCUUUCAUUGUAUUUACUUAUGUAUAAACGAAAUAACUACUAAACAACAAAAGAUCAGUAUGUAAUUUUAAUCAAAAUUAGAUUGCUUAAAUUGAUUUACGAAUUAUCAUACCAGAUUUGAACAAUUUAUCACAAUAAAACGUAAUUGAACCUCCUUAA
Messenger RNA from Anastrepha obliqua, 905 nucleotides. It is a transcript of the gene SkpA, whose product is annotated as S-phase kinase-associated protein 1. Lineage: Eukaryota; Metazoa; Arthropoda; Insecta; Diptera; Tephritidae. Gene Ontology annotation, molecular function: cullin family protein binding. The record is from RefSeq and is a predicted model, not a curated record. Gene Ontology annotation, cellular component: cytoplasm; nucleus. The transcript has 2 exons. Gene Ontology annotation, biological process: SCF-dependent proteasomal ubiquitin-dependent protein catabolic process. Bases 207 to 692 code for a protein of 161 amino acids.